AUCACGGGGAAGCGGACCGUUGCUCCGCAGGCUUUUUCUUUCAUCUCUCCUCCUUUUCCUUUCCUCCUCCUUCCCUCCGUUUGCACCACCACCCCAAGCAAGGCAUCUGCGAGUUCUGGCGGCCACCACCACCACCAUCUGCCUGUUUCUCAGAUUCAAGCAUGCUCAUGGAGAACUCCUCCUCCUCCCAUCUCUUCAUUGCCUUCUUCUCCCUCCUCCUAACUGGCGUCCUCGCCAAGUCGACCAUCGAGCCCUGCUCGGGCUCUGAGUCCUGCCCGGCCCUACUCGGUUACACGCUCUACGCCGACCUCAAGCUCUCCGAGGUCGCCGCCCUGUUCCACGUCGACCCCCUCGCCAUCCUCGCCGCCAACGCUUUCGACCCCGCCGUCCCCGACGUCGAGGACCGCAUCCUCCCCGCCGGGCUACUCCUCCGCAUCCCCACCCGCUGCUCCUGCGCUGACGGCAUCCGCCGGUCCCUCGCCGCCCGGUACCGCACCCGCCCCGGCGACACCCUCGCCUACGUCGCCUCGUCCGUAUUCGGCGGCCUCGCCUCCCCGGACCAGAUCCGCGAGGCCAACUCCAUCCCCGACCCGUCCGCGCUCGACGUCGGCCGGACCCUCGUCAUCGCCCUCCCCUGCGCCUGCUUCAAUCUGUCCGACAACUUCCUCCCGGCAAUCUACCUCUCCUACGUCGUCAGGCCGGGGGACACCGUGCCGAGCAUUGCCGCCGGGUACUCCACCACGGCGACCGACAUCAUGAACGUGAACGCGGUGGGCGGUCCCGCUGCGAUCAGUCCCGGCGAUGUACUCGUCAUUCCCUUGCCAGCAUGCGCAUCGACGCUCCCGAAUGACGCCUCCGAUUUCGGCUUGAUUGUGGCAAACGGCACUUAUUCCAUCACUGCUAGCCAGUGCGUCCAGUGCAGUUGCGGCCCAGGAAAUCUCAAAUUGUACUGCACGCCAGCUUCCCUGUCGGUGUCGUGUUCGAGCAUGCAAUGCAGAGGUAGCAAUCUUAUGCUCGGAAAUAUUACUGCCAGGUCGAGCAGCGCUGGUUGCAGCGUCACCUCCUGUACUUACGGUGGUUUCGUCAAUGGAUCCAUCGUCACCAAGUUGACUGCGUCGCUUCAACCUCGUUGCCCAGUGCAACCUCAGAUUCCCUCGCUCACGGCACCACCAACAACACUAGUGCAUGACUUAUUCCUUGCUCCAACGCCAUUGCCACUCCCACCACAACCAGGUGGCGCCAUGCCAACACCAAAAGAGUCGCCCAAGUCGUCAUCAGUGCCGGGGGAGUUCGCACUUCCGGGUGUCUCUCCUGCAAUCGGCCCCGAUAGUGGUGCCGCAAUGGCCAGCUCCGUAAGCCCAUUGGAUGAUCACGGGAGAGAGAUGCUUCUGCUUUGUUUAUUUCUCAGAUUCUUGCUGUAAAUCUUGGUCGAACCUUUUGUCCUGGAAUUCAACCGAGCUU
Messenger RNA from Musa acuminata subsp. malaccensis (wild Malaysian banana), 1461 nucleotides. Its product is annotated as lysM domain-containing GPI-anchored protein LYP6-like. The record is from RefSeq and is a predicted model, not a curated record. NCBI's taxonomy places the organism in Eukaryota, Viridiplantae, Streptophyta, Magnoliopsida, Zingiberales, Musaceae.